Molecule: messenger RNA, 3417 nt
Organism: Lodderomyces jiufengensis
Lineage: Eukaryota; Fungi; Ascomycota; Pichiomycetes; Serinales; Debaryomycetaceae
Product: nucleocytoplasmic transporter
Exons: 1
Coding region: 1-3417 (1138 amino acids)
Biological process (GO): post-transcriptional tethering of RNA polymerase II gene DNA at nuclear periphery; protein import into nucleus; RNA export from nucleus
Cellular component (GO): nuclear pore; nuclear pore cytoplasmic filaments
Molecular function (GO): structural constituent of nuclear pore
Source: RefSeq, a predicted model, not a curated record
AUGGUUGGGGAAGAUAAAUAUAACAAUUGGGGUGCAUCAUCUGCAUUUAGUGCUAGGAAAGAAUUCUCAGAACCCCCAAAGAAAGAAUUUAAUUUGUUUGGUAAUUCUUCAGAUCAUAGAAAGAAACAGAAUUCACAUUUAAAUAAUAAUAAUAACAAUAAUACUAGUGAUUUGUUCUCAAAUCAAUAUACAACUAAUAUACCGCCACUAGAAACAAGAACAAGUACGCCAAAUUUUGAUUUAUUUUCAUCAACCCAUACUGGAUCGUUAAAUUCAUUUAAAUCAAAUGGAGCUUUUAAUUUACCUUUCAAUACAUCAAGUCAUUCAUCAAAAUUAUUUAAUAACAAACCACCUUCAACUAAGUUAGUAAUUGAUGACGAUGACAAAACCAAUCUUUUAGGAAAAACCCAUAAAGAAUCUAAAAUUUCACCAUUUGAUAUACCCAAUCCCAUCAUUAAUAAACAAAAAUCACCACCAAAACCAUCAAAACCUACUUCAAAAAUUGGUCAAUUAUUCAAUUUCUUCAGAAAAGAUGUAAACAAAGCCAAAAAUAAAAUAGAAUCAGCAUUUUCAUACACUACCCCCAAAACAUUAUCAAAUCCAUCAUAUAAAGCAAUAGAUGCAAGAAGAAUAGGGAGUAUGAGAAGAUUAAUACUCAAGACAAAACCUAUAAAAUAUCACUUAAUUGAUGUCAACAAAGUUUUAAAUGCAAGACAAAAAAUGGUUGUAGCGUCAGCUAUAUCUGCAACUAAAUUAAUUACUCAAGAUUCAAGUGAUGAUGAAAUGGAUGAAAUUGAAGAAGUUGAAUAUAAACCUUUUGCUAAAAGUGCUAAAUUUGAACAAAAAGAAGACGAAGAAGAAGAACAAAUACAGAAAGAGACUAAACCUAAGAAAAGUGAAUUGUAUAAAGGUUACUGGUCAACACCAGAAAUCGAUGUAUUAUCGGAAUUAGAAGAUGAACAAUUAAGGAGUAUAAAUAAUUUUAUAAUUGGAAGAGUUGGUCAUGGACAAAUUGCAUAUGAUUAUCCUAUUGAUUUAACAAGGGUCAAAGAGAAUUCAGAAUUAAAUGGUACCUCAAUUAUGGAAGAACUUUUUGACAAUACAAUAAGUAUAAACAAUCCUACAAUAUUAGCAUAUAAAGAUGAUAACAAUAAACCUGCAUUAGGAUUUGAAUUAAAUGUUCCAGCUACAAUUACAUUAGAAAAUAUCAAACCAGCAGAAGGCAAAUCAAUCGAUGAUCACAUUAAUUAUUUGAAACGUCAAAUUGGUAUGGAAUUUGUUAAAUUUGAUCCCUUAACUUCAGAUUGGACUUUUAAAGUAAAACAUUUUAGUGUUUGGGGAUUAGUUGAUGAAAAACAACAGGAUUUACUAAACCUAAAGAGGAAACAAGAUGCCAAUGAAACUGAUGCAUUAAUUGAAUAUUCAAAAGUUUAUGAAAAUGAAGAUUUAGAUCAAGAAUUGAAAAAACAAAGAUUAAAUGAAGAUUCAAAGAUAGUUCCUGGUGGUUGGGGAUUACUACACCCACAGAGAGAUGAUUUAUUGACUUUAAAACGUUCUUUGGUAUCUAAUGAAAUCAGUGGUAUUAUAAGUCAACAUAAAGAAAAUGAUUUAACUGGUCAAGUAAAUGGUAUAACAAUUGAUUCUGAUGUGGAAGAUGAUGAAGAAGAUUUUGAUAUUGCCGAUGUUGAUGAAGUCAAAAUUAAUGCUUAUGAACCAAUAAUAACUGAUGAAACUGCAUUUGAUGUUAUACGAAAUAAAUCAUCCUUCCCAACUACAAAUAAUUGGUUAUUACAAUUAGAAUUAGCAAAUCAAUAUAACUCAGCAAUGGCUCCAAUGGCAGCAUCACAAUCCAGAAUUGAAAAUUUAACUAUAGACAAAGUGGAUGAGAUCCUUUUUCCUAAUUUCAACAAAAAUCAAAAUAAAAGUGAGGUAGCGAUUGAAGUGGAUAACAAAAUUACAUCAUUUGAACUUUCAAAAGAUCACGACAUAACAUCAACAUUUAAGACUAUGCUUGACACUGCUAAUAUUACUAAAAGAAAAAAUCAAAUACCGAAAAUAACUCAACCAAAAGGUUUCAAGUUUUCAGACGUAACGAACUACUUCCCUCAAAAUUCAGCGAUUACAUUAGCUGAAAUAUUAUUUGAUUCACCAGACCAAGUCUCAAUAUCAAAAUUUGGCAAAUGGCUUCAAAAUUACAACAAAAGUACAGUUGAUCAAUUAUUAAAAGAAAAUGAAGAUGAUUUAUUACAAUGUGCAUUCAUUUGUUUAUGCGCUAAUGAUAUCAUGAAAGCAAUUGAUUAUGCAUUAAAAUCCAAAAGUCAACAUUUAUCAGUCAUACUUUCAUUAGCCAAUCUUCAAGAUGAAUUUGUACAACUACCUGCACAAGAUCAAUUACAAACAUGGGAAGAAUCGAGAAGUAUUGAAUAUAUUCCAAAACCUAUAAUAAAAAUUUAUCAACUUUUGGCGAAUCAAUUGGAAAAAUUAACGGAUAAUUUACCUUGGAAUAUUACAUUAGGUUUAAAUAUAUUUUUCGGGAAAAGCAAGGAUUCAUUAAAGUCAUUAAUAUCGAAAUUUGAAAAUAUUUUUCCAGAAAAUGAUGAUGUAUCCGAUAUUCUUAGAUUUUACGCAGCAGGAUUUGAUCACGAUAAACUUGCUAAUUCAAGUUUAAGCAAUUUAUCAAAAUGGAUUUUUGCAGUUGUAUUAGCUAACUUUAGUUUUGAUGAUAUUUCAGAGAAAUUAGGUUCGGAAUUAGAAUCAACUGGGUAUUGGAAAGAAACAAUCAUAGUAUACUCCUCAAUAUUAGACGAUACAAAAGCAGAAGAAUUAAUAAGAAAAGUAGUUAUCAACAAAAUCAAGCAAAUUAAAACUUUAUCAUCAUCAGAAGAAUCAUAUUUAUUAAAUACCUUACAAAUUCCAGAAUCAUUAAUAUAUGAAGCAAUUGCAUUAGAAAGACAACAAUCUGGUGAUUAUUGGGGAGAAAUCAAUGCUUUAAUAAAAGUAGGAUUUUGGGAAAAAGCUCAUGAUACAAUAGUCAAAGAAUUAGGACCAUCUAUAACUAUAACUAAUUCAAGUAUUGAUAUUUUAAAGUUAUUAAAUAUUUUGACGAAAUUCCCACAAAAUGGAUUAAUUAUACCUACUUGGAAUAAAGGUGCUGGUAUAUAUCAAAAUUAUUUUAAAUUACAAGAAAAUGAGAACGAUGUUGAGAUUAUAAAUUUUUUAAUUGAUAACUUAAUGUUAACUACUUUCAACAAUUCAGUAGAUCAAAAAUUUGCCUUAAAUAUAAUUUCAAAAUAUGUUGGUGAAUUAGCAUUAGAAAAUAGCAAAAUCAGUUCGAGUCAAAGAAAUAAGAUUCUUGAAUUGCCAUUAGAUAAAGUGAACAGGUCAUUUUUCAAACAGUUACUUACCAAUUUAGAUUAA